Odobenus rosmarus divergens (Pacific walrus) is the source of this 1431-nucleotide messenger RNA. It is a transcript of the gene CDC25C, whose product is annotated as cell division cycle 25C. The transcript has 13 exons. Gene Ontology annotation, biological process: positive regulation of G2/MI transition of meiotic cell cycle; positive regulation of G2/M transition of mitotic cell cycle; G2/M transition of mitotic cell cycle. NCBI's taxonomy places the organism in Eukaryota, Metazoa, Chordata, Mammalia, Carnivora, Odobenidae. Gene Ontology annotation, cellular component: nucleus; cytoplasm. Gene Ontology annotation, molecular function: protein tyrosine phosphatase activity. The record is from RefSeq and is a predicted model, not a curated record. Bases 1 to 1431 code for a protein of 476 amino acids.
AUGUCUGCAGAACUCAUUUCCUCCACAGGAGAGGAGGGACGCCUCAGCUCAGGACCCAGUUUUAGAUCCCGUCGGAGGAGGAUAUUAAACUUGCUUCUGGAGAGAGACACUUCCUUUACCACCUGUCCAGAUCUCCCUAGAACUCCAGUGAACAAACUCUUUGGUGAUUCUGCAAACCUAAGCGUUUUGUCUGGAGGAACCCCAAAAUGUUGCCUUGAUCUUUCGAAUCUUAGCGGUGGUGGAGAGAUGUCUGCCAAUCAACUUACCACUUCUGCAGAGAUUGAUGAAAUUGGUCAUUUGGAUUCUAAAGGACCUCAGGAAAUAUAUUUAACUGGGAUGAAUCAUCAACAGCACCUUAGAAAAUGCAGCCCAGCACAGCUGCAUUGUAGCACUCCAAAUGCUUUGGACCAUGGCAACAGGAAGAAAGAUGCAGUAUGUAGCUCAUCCACAAAUAAAGAAAAUGACAAUGGAAACUUUUUGGAAAGUGAAAUGAAAUAUCUGGGCAGCCCCAUUACUACACUUCUAAAAUUGGAUAAAAAUCCAGAACUAGAAGAUCAAGCAGAGGAGAUUUCCAAUGAAUUGAUGGACUUUUCUCUGGACGAUCAGGAAGAGCCCAAGGCAUCUCUGAAUAGAAGCUCCUUGUAUCGCUCCCCUUCAUUGCCAGAGAAUUUGAACAGGCCAAGACUGAAGCGGGUGGUAAAAUUCAAGGACAACCCAGUACCAGAUAAAGAAAAAAAGGAGUAUUGUUCUAGCCACAAAGAGCUCAGGAAGGGCUUACGUCUAAAGAAGACAGUCUCUCUCUGUGACAUUAAUAUCACUCAGAUGCUGGAGGAAGAUUCUAACCAGGGCUCUCUGAUUGGUGAUUUCUCCAAGGUAUGUGUGCUGCCAACCGUGUCAGGGAGACACCAGGAUCUGAAGUACGUCAACCCAGAAACAGUGGCUGCCUUACUGUCAGGGAAGUUCCAGAGUCUGAUUGAGAAGUUUUAUAUCAUCGAUUGCCGCUACCCAUAUGAAUACCUGGGAGGACACAUCCAGGGAGCCUUAAACUUGUACAGUCAGGAAGAACUGUAUGACUUCUUUCUGAAGAAGCCCAUUGUCCCUCUGGACACCCGGAAAAGAAUAAUCAUCAUAUUCCACUGUGAAUUCUCCUCAGAGAGGGGUCCCCGAAUGUGCCGCUCUCUGAGAGAAGAGGACAGGGCUCUGAACCAGUAUCCUGCAUUGUACUACCCAGAACUAUAUAUCCUCAAAGGCGGCUACAAAGACUUCUUUCCAGAAUAUACGGAGCUGUGUGAACCACAGAGCUACUGCCCUAUGCAUCAUCAAGACCAUAAGGCUGAGCUGCUGAGGUGUCGAAGCCAGAGCAAAGCAUGGGAAGGAGAGCGGCAGCUGCAGGAGCAGAUUGCCUUACUGGUGAAGGAUGUGAGCCCAUGA